Linum tenue is the source of this 3552-nucleotide messenger RNA. The record is from the annotation of a GenBank genome assembly. NCBI's taxonomy places the organism in Eukaryota, Viridiplantae, Streptophyta, Magnoliopsida, Malpighiales, Linaceae.
CUUCCUCUGCGAAUCGACCUCGCGAUCUUUGUCUCCCUCCCUCUGCUGCGGUUCAUCAACUCGCCCUCUCUCUUCCCUCCAUAAAUAUACAGAACUUCAAAUUCCCUCCUCCCAACACCAACGAAAUCCUCCACCAUCUGAAAAACUCAACAACCCUCCUCUCUACGAUUCACUCUCUGAACUUCCUACUCCCCACCAAUCGGCAGAGGAAGUAGAGAAACCCAAUGGUGGCUUCCAGAUUUCAAGCCGCUUCCUUGGUUGGUGCCCCUUCCUGCCCCAACGCCAUUGCUUGGUCUGACGAGAACUUGAUCGCAGUCGCUUCCGGCCACAUUGUCACCAUUCUGAAUCCAGCUUCGCCUAUUGAACCUCGCGGCACUAUCGCGGUUCCUACCGGAAAACAUUACCCAAUUGGCAGAGUUGAAAAAGAAGAUUUGCUCUCCGGUGACCUAUUGCCCACUGCUUUAUCGCGGGACCGGAAACCCUGUGCUAGGUCAAUUGCUUGGUCUUCUCUUGGAAUGUCUCCUAACUAUGGCUGUUUGCUCGCAGUUUGUACAUUUGAAGGAUGCGUGCGGGUCUAUCGCCCACCCUUUUGUGAUUAUAGCACCAACUGGAUAGAGGCUGCUGAUAUAUCAGACAUGCUGUAUGAUCAUCUUGCAAACGUUAACUUUGUGGAGAUCGACAUCUCUACUUCAGAAAUUCCUUCUAAUGGAGUGUCAAAGGGAAAAUCUGCUGAGGAUGAUAUGCCAAAUUCACCAACUGGCAAGAUAUUCAAGCCUGUUGUAUUGAAGCAAUACAAGCGGAGACGAGUUACCGUUGUUACUGAGAUAAACAGCCAUGCUGAUAGUUUGGAACACUUUUCAGAACCUAGACAUGCUGAGAUUACUAGCACUAGACCCACCCAUCUCAGUAUAUUGGAUAGCAAGAGGUCGCCCAAGACUAAGCUCGCCAAGCUGGGCAAGAAUAAAAUGGGAAGCUGUACAUUUCCGCUUUUAACUUCAAAGGAGUAUGCUGCUCGUAGUGCACUGCUUUCCUCACUUGUGGUUACAUGGUCGCCAUUAUUGUGUUCACCAUCAAACAGAAAUUUCCCAUCUUCAGAUGAUCCACUCAAUAAAUAUUCUAUUCUUGCUGUUGGAGGGAAGUCUGGUAACAUUUCAUUCUGGAGAAUUAGUGCACCUCAAUGCUAUUCAAUUGAGCACAGUAAAGCCCCUACUGGUGUAAUGUUUCUUGGGCUUCUUCAGGCGCAUACUUCAUGGGUAACUGCAGUGAGUUUGGAAUUACUCGUUUCAAACUCUGAUCCCCAGGUUGUAAUGGUUACUGGAAGUACCGACGGAAGUGUGAAGUUGUGGGUGGGGAAUGUGGAAGAACUGAGUAGGUUAUCAAAAGCUAGUAAAGUAGGUCCCUUUGUCCUAGUAAAGGAGGUUGUUCAUGAGAAUAUUGUCCCAAUUUCGGUUCUUUCAGUGGUGCUACCUUCUCAACCUGUAGAUAAAAUGCUUAUAGCAGUUGGCAAAGGAUCAGGAUCUUUCGAGAUUUGGACAUGUGACACAUCAAACUUCAAACUUGACAAAGCUGGAUGUCAUGAUGCUCAUGACUAUGCUGUUACAGGUUUGUGUUGGUCUUCAGAUGGACUUUUUUUGUACAGCUGUGGCCAGGACAACUAUUUACGUAGCUGGAUCUUACGUGGGGAAUGCCUGUCCGAAGUGCCCAUCCCCUCGAAUAUUCCCGGUCAAACCGGUUUACAUGAAGUUCCUGAUGCUUUGCUUUCAUGCCUGGGCGUGGUAGCAUCACCUGGAAAUCUCAUGGUUGCAAUGGUCCGUGAUCUUGAUGUUGAGCUAUUGGGCCAAAUGUACGAGGCAAGGGCUCAGAAGGCUGUAGUUGAAUUCUUUUGGAUCGGCGGACAACCAGUGGAGAGCACCCUCGCCAACUCAUCAAUCAACUUUUACAAAGAAGCAUUUCCUGGAUUCACCCCAAACGAAUUGGCCGACUGGGAAUCCAACAUCCUAUUGUCAUUGAAGCAGUACGAAGAUCCAUAUAAGCCUUUAGUAGUAUGGGAUAUCAUAACAGCCCUUCUGGUUUUCAAAGAUUCUAUUCCCAAGAUUGGUGCUGACAGUAAUGCUGCAAAAGAGCAAUGCAAGUUUUGCACAGCCUCAAUUCCUUUCGAGUCUCCGGAGCAUGCAACUUGCCAAGGUGCAGAGAGCAUCAAGGGAGAUAUGGAGAAACAUGAAGUGCAUAGAUGUGCAGUGUCAAUGCAGGUUUGCCCUGCUAGUCCUUCGUGGUUCUGCAUAUGUUGUCGCAGGAAGGUGCACAAGCUGGCUCCUGAAUAUCUGUUUAAGAUGUCUAGGUUUCCUACGGAUUUUAGUUCCUGGAAAGAAGCUUCUAUAGCUGAGAAGUCCCCGAGACCCUUCUGCCCCUUUUGUGGGAUUUUAUUGCAGAGAAUGCUGCCAGAUUUUUUGCAGUUGGCGCAGCCAGUGUGAAGGGCAACUACUGUUGGAGGUGUGCCCUUCUUACUUAUCGACAUCAGGCAUCUACUACUAUCGGCCAGAAAAUCAGCAGCCUACCCCGUCAAAUGUUUUCCUCUUGAAAUUAUGGUGUUCUUGCGAUCGAGAGGGCCUUCUGCAUGGUAACCGGAAAAAAUUUCAGAUCUCAUAGAACUGGCUGUUAAAAGUUGAUCCUUUAUUUAAGAUGUUAAUUGCCAGUGCUUUGUAUAGGAUCGAUGUGAUCUUUUGGAUGAUUUGCAUUCUCAAAAGGACUGAGAAACCUGAAUAUUUAGAUUCAUUUUUGCUUGACAAACAUGGUAGGAAUUGCACUGCUCAUCUUGCCAUCUGAAAUGUCCAUGGCUUUCUGACAUAAAAAAAUGAAUAUCAGACAGCUGGUUCCAGCUCAUUAAAGUUAGGGUGUACUCCCGUCUGAGAAUGGAGCUUCUGAACCCUCUUCGAGUAGCGGUGGUCAGUACGGGUCCGGACACAGAGCUUCUUGUGGCAAACCCGGUUGAACUCUCUCGCAGGGGAAGGCCUCUUGUCUUCCAUGAUAUCACCCUGGCUCUCAAGAUGCUCAAUGCUUGCGCCUUCUCGGUGAAGAUUGGAAGGUAAAUGAUCCAUGAUAGGGGGUGGGAAGUGUACAGGGUGCUGCUUGAUGAAAGGGAGGAACGCCCAACUGUGCCAAGGAUGAAGAUUGAGGAAGAUGUGAAGAAAGUAUUGAUGGGUUGGGAAUAAGAUUUGAUCAUCUACUUGUUCCAGCCUCUGUAUAUAAAAGUUCUAUCUAGAUACAGUUUUUAUUUCCUUUUCCCUUGGCUCCUUAAGGUUCCUGAGUAAUCUUCAGUAGAGUUGGGCGCUUUCAGGUCACAUCAGUGAUUCAGCUUAGCUUCUUCUCUUACUCUUCUGAUAAAAGUUGUUGUCUCUCUGAGAAAUUGUACUGAUUGAAUCACCUAUUGUAGAUAAUACAUGUAUGGUUUCUCGGCUGUUGAACUACGUGUAGUGUAGAAGAGGCUACACAGAUAGCACACGCUAUUACUGCCUCUCCUCCUGAACAUCGGUUCAAUUGCGAGAAGUUAUUGCG